Messenger RNA from Exophiala oligosperma, 2885 nucleotides. RefSeq lists its product as uncharacterized. Gene Ontology annotation, biological process: long-chain fatty acid metabolic process. Gene Ontology annotation, molecular function: long-chain fatty acid-CoA ligase activity. The record is from RefSeq and is a predicted model, not a curated record. NCBI's taxonomy places the organism in Eukaryota, Fungi, Ascomycota, Eurotiomycetes, Chaetothyriales, Herpotrichiellaceae. The coding region runs from base 450 to 2594 and encodes 714 amino acids. Gene Ontology annotation, cellular component: endoplasmic reticulum; membrane. The transcript has a single exon.
CUUCGUCUUGUUGCGAGCUCGUGCCACUCAAUGUGAUGCCGAGGCUCCAAGUUUGCAGCUCCAGCAACAAGUCGUGGAUCAAUCAUGACAUUGGCAUUUGGCACUGACUCCAGGAUGGCAAUAUCGCCGACUGCGUGACCGCAAUCAUGAUGAUUGCUUUAACCGAUUGUUUGCCAGUCAACUUCAUCUUCCCUUUCAUCUCUGCCAUUUUUGGUGUCACCGUGUUCAAAUGGUCGGUACAAUCUCACCUCUUUGGAUGUCAUCUUCUUUCUUCUCCCUUUCGUGACAACUGAUCUUGUCUUCUCCCCGACUUGUCCCUUGAUUACUUGUCCACCGGGCUGCUGAUCCUCGCCCGCUGACCUCAUCCCUGCAUUGAUACCCGGACAAAAACACUUCCACCUCACCACUUUCUCAACGGGCUUCUUUCCUACUUAGAGUCCAUCGUCAUCAUGCCGUCUUUCCUCUCAUCAACGCCUGCCCACCUCCAAAAGGCCGCCGAGUAUCGCAUACCACCACCCAAAGGCCAGCCCUAUUCUCUGACUGUCCCAAACUCCAAAGUCGAUGGACGAACCUCUGUUUAUCGGCAUUGCAAGUGCCCCGAUGGCACUCUCCAGACCCUCGAUAACUCCGUCCUCACCGGGCAUGACAUGUUUGAACACUCUGCUCAGCGAUAUCCUCACUCCCCUUGUCUUGGGUGGCGGCCGUGGGACUCUUCCAAAAAUGCCUACGGCGCCUACGAAUGGAUGGACUACGAGACGGUAGCGAAACGUCGCAAGGACUUUGGCGUUGGCCUCGUCGAGAUACACGCAAGAGAAGGAAUCACAGGGACGCAGUACGGGAUCGGUCUAUGGUGUCAGAACAGACCGGAAUGGCAACUGACGGAUCUCGCAUGCAUGUCUCAAUCGCUCUUCUCGGUCUCGCUGUACGACACCCUCGGCCCAGAUACAUCAGAGUACAUCAUCCGACAUGCCGACCUGGCCUGCGUGGUGUGUUCACUGUCCCACGUCCCGACGUUGUUGAAGCUCAAGCCUAGACUGUCAAACUUGAAGAUGCUGGUGGUCAUCGACCCUCUGGAAUCGGGCAGUGAGAAGCCGGAACUCUCCAAGCAAGCCCUCCUGGACAAGUUUGCCGCGGAUGUAGGGUUGAAGAUAUACUCUCUCGACACCGUUGAGAAGCUGGGUGCGUCGCUCGAUCGACCCGUCAACCCACCUCGACCGGCUGACCCGAUCACGAUAAACUACACCUCCGGCACCACAGGACCUCCCAAGGGCGUCGUGCUCACCCACGCCAUGGCCGUUGCGGCGACCUCAUCUUCUCUCGUUAGCUCCGCCGCAGACAAUAAAUCUAGCACACUCUCGUACCUACCACUCGCCCAUAUCUACGGACGUCUCCUUGAACACACGGCACUCUGGUCGGCAGGGCGGAUAGGUUACUUCCACGGUAACCCUCUCGAACUCGUCGAGGACCUCAAAGCCAUCAGACCGACCACCUUUGCCUCGGUGCCCAGACUGUUCAACCGUUUCGGCGGCGCCAUCAAGGCGAACACCGUAGAACAGCCUGGCGUAAAAGGCAGUUUGUCGAGGUACAUUGUGCGUACGAAGCUUGCGAACGCAAACCCCAGCACCACGCCAAACCCUACAUACUCGCACCCGGUCUACGAUCGUAUAUGGGGGAAGAAGGUCGCGUCCGCCUUCGGACUCGAGCGUGCAAGGACCAUGGUUUCCGGAAGUGCACCGUUGGAUCCUUCUCUACAGCAGUUCCUGCGUGUUGUCUUCUCCGCACGCGUCUUCCAAGGUUACGGUCUCACCGAGACGUAUGCGAUCGCCUUGACACAGCCAGUCGACGACUUUAGCGUGGGCAACUGCGGCGCCGUGACGCCGUGCAACGAAGCCUGUCUCCUCUCGGUCCCCGACAUGGACUACACGGUGGAGGACAAGCCGUACCCGCGCGGUGAGUUGCUCUUGCGCGGUUCGAGCGUGUUCACGGGGUACUUCAAGAACCCCGACGAGACGGCCAAGUCGUUUACCGAAGACGGCUGGUUCAAGACGGGCGACAUCUGCAGCGUUGACGAGCUCGGCCGGUUCCGCAUCAUCGACCGCCGCAAGAACGUCCUCAAGCUCGCCCAGGGCGAGUACAUCUCCCCCGAGCGCAUCGAGGGCGUUUACCUGUCGAGUUGCUCGUACCUUGCCCAGGCGUUUGUGCACGGAGACAGCGUCCAGACGUUCCUCGUGGCCAUUUUCGGGGUGCAACCCGACACCUUUUCGCUCUUUGCGUCGAAGGUGCUCGGGAAGGAAAUCGGGCCCACGGACAUGGCGGCGAUCCAGGCCGCCUGCGAGGAACCCAAGGUCAAGGCCGCCGUGUUGAAGGAUCUCGACAGGGCCGGUCGCAAGAAGAAAUUUGCGGGUUACGAACGCGUGAAAAACAUCAAGUUGUACGUGGAGCCGUUCACGGUCGACAACGAGUUACUCACGCCGACGCUCAAGUUGAAGAGACCCGUGGCGGCCAAGAAAUUCAGGGACGUCUUAGAUCAAUUAUACGAUGAAGGGUUGGAGAUGGAGAAACAGGGUGGUGGAAAGGCAAAGGCCAAGCUGUGAUUUCUUCUUCUUUUCGAAUCUUGACCAUUUUCGAUUCUCAAUCAUCCUGGAGUUGGAAAUAUGAGUUCGAAUUCGAUUCCGAUCUGAUGCUGUCACCAGCGCUUGAUCCAUUUCCACCUUGUGUGUUGCAUUGAGAAGCAUUGAGAAGGCAUUGAGAAGGCAUUGACUUGUGUGAUGAUCAACUUUAAUGAUCUGUAGAUCUGAUAGAUUGGCAUCAGAAUAAAUCAAAUACCUGCAAUGAUCUAGGAGUAGAAGAAACCGGGUUUCACGUCACUUGUUAAAACUACCCAG